UAAUUUUCCUACACUGUGACCAUCGGUUUUUCAAUACACUUAAAAAAGAUAACUUGUUUCGUUUUUGUUCUGUGUUUUACGUUAAUAAACGUCUAUUUUUGAAACAGACAUCAUUCACGCUGAAGUGUUGCCGCUACAGCGCUGAAGUAGAGGAAGAGUUUUGACGCAAUCCAGAACUUGAACGUAGUUAGAUUACAUUGUUCUUCCGAGUUGCCGUGAGUUUAUCGCUUCCAAAAAUCCAGCGGUCGCACGUUUGACCUUCUUAAACGCCCAAACGCUGCAUUUGACUGUCUGAAGUUUCCUCGCAGCGCCUCGCUCUUAUACGAUGUUAGCGGUGCGAUCGUUGAUUUCUAAGCAAUGUCCCUUUUUGGUGAAGUCUCAGAUCGCCAGUCUGAUCCACACAAGCGCCAACAGCUAUAGCAGCGCCAAAGUCGCUGUGGUCCUGUCUGGAUGUGGAGUGUAUGAUGGCACAGAGAUCCAUGAGGCAUCAGCAAUCCUGGUGCACCUGAGUCGGGAAGGUGCAGAGGUGCAGAUGUUUGCUCCUGAUGUGACUCAGAUGCAUGUGAUAGAUCAUGGCAAAGGGCAGCCUGCAGAAAAGGAAUCAAGAAACGUGUUAGCUGAGUCGGCUCGCAUUGCCAGAGGCAACGUCACUGACCUGGCUAAUCUGAAUGCCAGUAACCAUGAUGCAGUCAUUUUCCCUGGAGGCUUUGGAGCAGCCAAAAAUCUGUCAACUUUUGCUGUUGAUGGAAAAGACUGUAGUGUGAAUAAGGAGGUGGAGCGCAUCCUAAAGGACUUUCAUAAAGCAGGGAAGCCUAUUGGAUUGUGCUGCAUUGCUCCAGUGCUGGCGGCGAAGGUGCUGCCUGGUGUGGAGGUGACAGUGGGGCAUGAGGAGGAGCAGGGGGGGAAAUGGCCGUACGCUGGCACCGCUCAGGCCAUCAGUGCCCUCGGUGCCCAACAUAAGAUAAAGGAGGUCACCGAAGCCCACGUUGAUCCGAAGAACAAGGUAGUAACCUCUCCUGCGUUCAUGUGCGAUACGAAGCUACACCACAUAUUUGACGGGAUUGGCGCCAUGGUCCGAGACGUCCUGAAGCUCACUGGGAAAUGAGGAUACAUAUGUGGAACAGCAGAAAGAAUUCCAAGUUUCCUCAAGUGGACAGUCAUUAUAAAUCAAAAACCUAUCUGUGAAGACGUUCAUGGCUGCAUUUCUAAUCAGUUUCCAGCAGAGUGUGCUCUCGACACUGAGACAGCAUGAACUCGAAGUAGUGCAAGAGAGCAGUAUUUUGAAGAUUAAAAGAAAACUUUGAGAUGCAUCUGUGAUAAAUUAUUUGUGCCUGAUAUGUAUAACUUUUCAAAUUGUGAGUUGUCUGUAAAUUAAUUAAAGUUCGAUUAAAAAAGGGUAUUUUUAUUCCUUUUGAA
Colossoma macropomum (tambaqui) is the source of this 1416-nucleotide messenger RNA. RefSeq names its product glutamine amidotransferase like class 1 domain containing 3A (gene gatd3). The record is from RefSeq and is a predicted model, not a curated record. Gene Ontology annotation, cellular component: mitochondrion. The transcript is spliced from 8 exons. Lineage: Eukaryota; Metazoa; Chordata; Actinopteri; Characiformes; Serrasalmidae. The coding region runs from base 326 to 1105 and encodes 259 amino acids.